CCCGGUAACGUUGGCCCGGUCAGCCUGGUAAACGUUGGGCCUGGUCGUACGGUGCCUGGUGCCCCUGGUACCUGGAACGCACCAUAGUUGCAACUUGCAAGUAGCCGCGGACGAUCGAUACUGCGCAUGCGCGAUGAAUAGUGCGCGUGCGCCACAUGCGCGCGUCCCUCCUCCAAGAUGGCCCCUCACUCGACCGCAGCGCGAGGUUUCGGCGGGACGGCUGAGACGACGGCUCGUCCCGGGCGCUGAGUUGCGCCCUUCGCGCGAUCUGCGCCCGUGGCUCGGACGGCCGGUCGGUGUUCUGCCAGGCCGGGACCAUGUGUGAGCGGAACCCUUGGCGUGGGCCUCGCGCGGCCACCGCGCCACAUUAGGAGCGUCGGAAAUCGGAUCUGGUGGGGGCGCAGUGUCCUGGCGGACGGUCGAGCGGCGUCCCAGCCACCGGCAACGUCGGCUGCAGGGCCCUUUUGGAGGGGCGCCAUGGGCAGCAGCUGCUCCUCGGCCCAGAAGAAGGACAAGAAGCAGCGGUGGGGUCCCCAUGCGGGGCGUGGCCGGGCCCUGACCGCCCUUGCCCGCAGGUGCUCGCCCGAGGGCAGGAGGCGCAGCUCGGUGCGUUCAACGGACAGCCUGCCGUACGGCAAGGAGGCAACGCCGCCCCCGGCGCCCCCGGAGCCCCCGGCGCCCCCCAGCCACCACAAUGGUGCCGCCGUCUCCCAGGGGUCCCCCGGCCUGGAGUCCCUGGCGUCGCCGCUGCUGGGCCGCCUUGGCGAGGGGGAGGAGGAGGAGCAGGGUAGCCGCCAGCUGGGCCUGUACGUGUGCUCGGCCUUGCCGGACACCCUGGCGGAGCGCACACUGCUGGUGGAGCGCGUGUACCCGGCCCUGCGGCACCAAGCGGCCCAGCGGGGCUACGAUCUGUGCCUGGCCGACCUGCACUGGGGCGUGCGCCUGGACGACCGGGCCCUGCUGGCCGAGGUCUGCCUGAGCACCCUGGCACGCCUGCGCACCCGGGGACGCCUGCUGGCUUUGGUGCUGCUGCCUGAGCGGCUGGAGGGCGGGCUGCCCCAGACGCUGCCCCCGUGGCUGCCCGGUGGACUGGCGGGUGGCCUGGCCGAGUGGUAUGUGCCGGACGGACGGGGCGGCCAGCGACUGCGGGCCCCUGUGGGGGAGUCGGCCCCCCUAGAGGCGGCCCUGCGGGAGGCCCUCUCGCCCCUCCAGCGGGCCCUCUACCUGACGUCCGUGCUGGAGGAAGAGGUGCGGGCGGCGGUGCUCUGUCCGGCCCAGCGGCCCCAGGAUUGCGUGUGGCUGGAGCGGCGAUGGACGCACCGGCCACGCCCGGACGGGGCCCCGCCUGCCGACGACGACGGGGCCCGCAGGUUUGGGGCCCUGCGCGGGGAGCUGGAAGACCGGCUGCCUGAGGCCCACAAGCUGGUGGUUCGAGCCCGCUGGGGGGAAGCCGAAGAGGCCUCGUACCUGGCAGAGGUGGGCUCCCUGUUGGAGCGUGCCCUGGGGGCUCUGGUAGAUGGGGCGGCAGAAGCAGACGCCGCUCAGGAGGCGGGGCGUCCCUGCGGGGGCCUCGAGCGGGCCCUGGCCCUGGAGUUGUGUCAGCAGGGGGCCUGGGCACGGAGUCUGGCCCAAGACUUUGUCGGCCGCUCUGAGUCCCUGUCCCGGCUGGAGCGCUACGUGCGAUCGGGGGGCGGCCGGCCCCUGGUGGUCCACGGGCCCUCUGGAGUAGGCAAGAGCGCCCUGGUGGCCCGGGCGGCCUCCCUGUGCGCAGACUGGCUGCCCGGCGCGCCCGUGGUGGCCCGAUUUGUGGGCGCCGUGCCGGCUUCGCCUGACCGGCUGCUGUGCUCGCUCUGCGAGCACGUGUGUGCCCUGAGCGGCGUGCACCCGGCCGAGGCGUCGCGGAGCGGAGCGGACCGCCGGGCCCUGCUGGGGAGCCUGCUCGGCCGCUCGGAGCGGCCACUGGUGCUGGUGCUGGAUGGGCUGGACCAGCUGGAGGGCGACUGGGACUGGCUGCCCGCCCGGCUGCCUCCCCACGUGCGCCUGCUGCUCACGCUGCGGGACGGCUGCCCCCAGCUGGUGCGGGACGAGCUGGAGCCCGAGUGCCUGCUGGCCCUGGGGCCGCUACCAGGCCCCGAGAUGGAGGCCAUCGUGCGGGCCGCCCUGGAGCGGAGGGGCUGCGUCCUCAACCCCGAGCAGUGGACGCUUGUGGCGGCCUGCUUGGAACACAGUCCGCUGCAGGCGCGCCUCCUGGCCGCCCUGGCGGAGCGCUGGGGCCCCGACGACCAGCCCCCCGGGGAUACCACGCUGGGUGGCCUGGCGGCGGAGGCGGUGAGGCUGGCAGAGCGCGCGGUCGGGCCCCGGCUGGUGCCCUUCGUACUAGGGCUGCUGUCCGUGGCCCGCCACGGUCUCUCGGAUGCCGAGGUACUGGACGCGCUGUCCCGACACCCGGCCACAUUCGAGGCCUGCCCGCACCUGGACGGCAGCCCAGCGCGCUGCCCACCUGGCCUGUGGGCGCUAGUGCGCACUGUGCUGCGGCCCUUCCUGCGCACGCGCGUGGUGGCGGGCCGCGCACUGCACACGUGGCGCGGCGAGGCCCACCGAUCCCUGCUGUGCGAGGGGCGCCUGGACGCCGACACAAUGCGGGGCUGCGCGCUCGCCCUUGUGGCGCUCUUCUCGGAGGGCCGGGACGCGCGCAGCCUGGUGGAGCUGCCUUGGAUCGCGCUCGGACUCGCGCGGCGGGGGGACGGGGCUGCCUUGGGGGCUGCCCUGGGUGCCCCGGGGCAACCCCCGAGCGCCCUGGUGCGGGAGCGCUUCCUACUGGACGCUGGCUGGCUGCGGGACAAGGCAACGGCGGCCGAGCCCUGGCUGCUCCUCGAGGAGCUGCGGACCUACCUUUCCCUGGAGCCCUCGGACGCCGAGUGCUGCCUGCUGGCCGAGACCCUGGAGCUCGCGGCGUACGCCCUGCGCUACGACGGCCGCCAGCUGGCGGCGCAGCUAUGGGCCCGACUGCGGCGACGGCUAGAACAGGGUGACCUGCCCCGGCUGGAGGCCCUCUGUGCAGCCCUUAGAGCGGCGGGACCCGGGCUGGAGCCCCGCAGCGCCCACCUGAGGGAGCCCGGGGCCCAGACUUGGACUGGCCCCUGUGCGCCCUCGGACGAGGGACCCUGCCUGGGCCGCCUGUACACGAUCCGGGGUGACGCGGCCCACAUGGUGUCACUGGACCGGGCCGACCUGCGGGUGUGGGACGUGCGGGCGGAGCGGGUGGUGCGCCAUUUGGCGGGCCUGCCCCAGCCCCGCGACCUCCAGAUGGUGGACCCCUUCCGGGCCCUGGUGCUGUGCGACCGGGAGCUGCGCGUCUACUCGCUGGACGAGGGACGCCUCCUGGUGCGCCUCAAGGGUGUCAUGAACCAGAAGAUGGCCUACUUCGGCCUGCACGGCCGGGACUACGCCGUGGCUCUCUCACGCAAUCGCAUGUACGUCAACAUGCUGAGCCUGGACAGCGGCGACCUGGAGACCACCUUCAAGGUCGGCGAGGACAGGUUCCUCAACAGCCUGCUGGUGAGCGCCAACGGCAAGAUCUGCGUCUGUGGGGACGAGACCCAGAAGCCAUUCCCGCUGCUCGUCUGGGACCUGUCGAGACGCAAGCUGCUCUACGACCUCCGCAUCCCGCACCACGAGUUCCUCACCCGCCUCUCGGCCAUCAGUGGGGACGGACACUACGUUGUCUGCGUCUGCCGGGAGCUGAGCGACAGUGCGCCCAAUUUCAUCAUCGUGUACGACCUGCAGAGCGGCACGCUGUUCAAGAAGUGGAAGCCCGAGCGGAACAGCUGCAGCAUCGCCAUCUCCUCGCAGGGCGGCUGCGUGGUGAAUGGCCUCGACAACUGCUUCGUCCUCGUCUGGGACCUGGCCACGGGCGCUCGCAGGUUCACCCUUCCGGGACACAGCGCCCCCGUGGAUGAGAUCCGCCUGGAUGAGUCCGGCCUGCGGGCGCUCACCCGCAACGCAGAGGGCGUCGACCGCAGCGUCCGCGUCUGGGACCUCAUGAAGGGGGAGUGCCUGGCGGUGUUCACCCCCGACCUGGCUGUGACAUGCUGUGAGCUGAGCCUGGAUGGCCGGGCGGUGGCCAUGGGCCUGGAGCGCCACUCGCGGCUCUUCUGCCACCUGCUUACUGACGCCGGAGACGAGCCCCCGGAGGCUGUGUACGGCAACGCUGCGCUUUGCGGACAGCGCUUCGACCUCGCCCCCGAGGCCUGACUCCCGGGGUUGCCAGGGGCCACGCUGCCGGGAAACUGGGGUUGCCAACUCGACUGAAAAACGGCUGAAAACCAUUUGAGGCCCACUGCAGCCACGCCACUAGGCCAGGAAACCAGUGUUGGCAGCUGAGAACUUGCUAAAGGUAUCCCGAAAAAGUGCUACAUUUAAGGCGCAGACCCGCCGCAGCCACUAGGCGGGGAAGCCAAUGUUGGCAACUGAGAACUCGCUGAAGGUAUCCCAGAAAACUGCUAAAUUUCGGGCGCAGGCCCGCCGCAGCCUCGCCACUAGGCCGAAAAAACCAGCGUUGCCGAUUAGAAAAUGAAAAACCCGCUAAACUAAUCCCGAAAAACUGCUCAAUUUGAGGCAUGGGUGGAAAAAUUGGCAUUUUAACACUACGUUAGCACAUUUUCCUUAACGCCACCAAGGUGGGAAAGCAGCGAAAGACGUUCCUAAAGGAAGAUGUUAGUGAAGCUGGAAUAUUUACCUUUGCAUUCCUUUUGAAAAAUGUGCAGCAUCUAGCAGCUGCUGAGCCCACGUAUCGGACGCGAGUACUGCGUCAGCGUUGGGCUGAGACCCUGAUCCAAUCCUGCGCCCCAGAAAUGUGGACCGCCCCUUAAAAGGAGUCUGGCAGCCUCUUCCCAUGGUGCCUGGAAGGCGUCUCCCACUUGGAGCAGAAUCUGUAGCAGCUGUGCCCGCUGCAGGUUGCUUCCCAGCUUGACAGUGCACGCAAGGACACCCUCGCAUUCUCGGUUUGUACGCCCAACCACCAGGAUGGGGACAUGCACCAGUGGGAGCCGCGUUGCAGACUCCACAGUGCAGCCGCCUGCAUAAUGGCGGGCGUGGCCCCAGCACAAAUUUUUGGCUCCUUUGUUCGGAGCGCCCUCCUCCCUCUGCCCGUGUAGUCGAGUGAACAUACUUUACACUGCAUUAAAUAAACGCUGUUUUUCAAAGUA
This is a messenger RNA of Ixodes scapularis (black-legged tick), 5207 nucleotides long. Its product is annotated as NACHT domain- and WD repeat-containing protein 1. The transcript has 12 exons. Bases 478 to 4254 code for a protein of 1258 amino acids. The record is from RefSeq and is a predicted model, not a curated record. Lineage: Eukaryota; Metazoa; Arthropoda; Arachnida; Ixodida; Ixodidae. Gene Ontology annotation, molecular function: protein binding.